AAAACCUUCUCAUCUUCUUGGAUUGUGCAGCAUACACCGCAGUUCUUUGUGUGAUUCAUCAUGGCUGAUCCUGCUGCUAUCGCGAGUGUCCUUGCUGCUUUGACCGCUCAAGCUGGUCAGCAAUCUCAAACUGGUGCACCCUCUAAUGCGAAUCCUUCCGCUUUGCCUGCUCCUUCUGCCUCUGGUUCUCUUGGUGCAUUGCCUGUCGCUUCAUCCUCUGGUUCCAUUGACCUUGGCUCCAUCAAACCGACAUCAUCUGGCGCUGUGUCUUUGGCCGACGCGAUCGCCAAAGCGAAAGCCUUUGCCGCUGAUAAGGUUCCUCCUCGCUCUGAUAGCCGUGAUCGUGAUUAUGACCGUUACUCCUCUCGUGAUGAUUAUGACCGCCGUGCCCCUCCUCCACGUUACGACGAUGAUCGCUACCGUAGAGAUGACAGGCGCGACCCUCGCGAUCACCGUGACCGUGAUUACCGUGAUCCUCGUGACUAUCGUGAUCGUGAGCCUCGUGACUUCCGUGAUCCCUACGGCCGCGACAGGGAUGAUUUUGAUCACAAACCAUAUGGAGGCGGACGGUCGCGCUCUAUCAGCCCGCCCAGGCGUGGGUCUCCUCCCCGCGGUGAUGUGAUUACUGACACUAUGGCCGUUGAACACCAAUACGUUGGUCUCAUCAUUGGAAAGGGAGGCGAAAGCCUUCGCAGGAUUGAAUCUGAUACGGGAGCGAAAGUUCAGUUUUCUAAUGACACUACCGUUGAUCCGGGCAGACGUACUGCCACCAUUACUGGAAGCCGUGGCCAGUGUGCUGCUGCUAAGGCUGCUAUGCAGGCAAUCAUCGCCGAUAACGUUGCUGCCAAGGGAGGUCUUGGCGGACGCGGUGGAUCAGGCAAUGGUCCUGUUGUAUCUGCUCAGAACGCCAGGCCCAGCAAUAGCCAUGACGACAGCCAGCAACCUCAGAGUAUCAUGCGCGUCCCUGACAAGUGUGUGGGUCUCAUCAUCGGCCGCGGUGGUGAAUCUAUCCGCAACAUCCAAGAGCGUUCUGGCAUUCGUAUCAGUAUUGCCCAGGAAGGUAGUGAAGGUCUGCGUCCAGUUACUCUCAUUGGUGACGAACAAGGUCAGGAAAUUGCGCGUAAGCUCAUUAACGAAAUCGUCGAUGCCGACACCAGCAAAGCGACUGUUGGCGCUCCCGCUGCGCGAUCCACUCCCUCUGGUUCCGUGAAGAUCAGUCUGCAAGUGCCCUCAGAUGCUGUAGGUAUGAUUAUCGGUCGUGGCGGUGAAACUGUCAAAGAAUUGCAGGCUGUUACCGGCUGCAAGGUCAACAUCUCUGGCCAAGCCCGUGACCCCGAACGUGAAGUCACCUUGUUUGGUUCGCAAGAAGCCGUUGAUCGUGCCAAAGCAGCCAUUGAUGAGAAAAUCGAAGCUGCCCGUACGAAGCGGGAAUCUGGUGGUUACGAUCGUCCCCGCAACGACUACGGCCGUGACAACUACCAAUCUAGUAGUGGAGGAUACGGGGGUCACGGCAAUUAUGGGCAGCCUACCGGCGGAUAUUCACCAGUAACCCAACAGCCCGCCUCUGCUGCUCAGGCACCUGGCGGUGCGGACCCAUAUGCCGCAUACGGUGGUUAUGAGAACUACGUCCAACUUUGGGCGCAGUACCAACAGUCGCUUCAGACACAGCAACAACAGAAUGGCGGUGUCCCUCCGCAGCAGUGAUUCCCGUGAUUUCCCUGUUUUCCCGGUUUCUUUGACUUACUUUUUAACAUUGCAAGUCAUGAGUGAUGGUGAUAUUAUACCUCAGAGCUAUGGGCAG
Saitoella complicata NRRL Y-17804 is the source of this 1801-nucleotide messenger RNA. RefSeq lists its product as uncharacterized. Gene Ontology annotation, molecular function: mRNA binding. The coding region runs from base 61 to 1704 and encodes 547 amino acids. Lineage: Eukaryota; Fungi; Ascomycota; Saitoellomycetes; Saitoellales; Saitoellaceae. Gene Ontology annotation, cellular component: cytoplasm; nucleus. Gene Ontology annotation, biological process: regulation of gene expression. The record is from RefSeq and is a predicted model, not a curated record. The transcript has 3 exons.